Molecule: messenger RNA, 3749 nt
Organism: Microsporum canis CBS 113480
Lineage: Eukaryota; Fungi; Ascomycota; Eurotiomycetes; Onygenales; Arthrodermataceae
Product: oxysterol-binding protein 1
Exons: 5
Coding region: 1-3738 (1245 amino acids)
Biological process (GO): exocytosis; maintenance of cell polarity; endocytosis
Cellular component (GO): intracellular membrane-bounded organelle; nuclear envelope; membrane
Molecular function (GO): sterol binding; protein binding
Source: RefSeq, a predicted model, not a curated record
AUGGCAGACAAGACAGAAGGGCAUAAACGCUCCAAGAGCGCCCUCGCACUCUCCAUCCUCCAUCGAGACAAGUCGAAAAGUGACGAUAACAAGGAGGACGUUGCGACCUCUCCUAAAAAUAAUGGUUCUCCUGCUUCCUCAUCCUCUUCGUCUCCUCGGGAAUCUCGCCACUCGCACUCAGCAUCCAUGAUUAGCUUACGGUCUUCGAAGCGCAAGGCGGCCCAAGAUAAUAGCAGCAGCAACGCAAACAUCAAUAACUUCCCGGAUAUACCAGAAGGUGCCUCUCAAGAAGAUAUGUCGGAAUCACGCCCUCAGCCAUCCACUGUGGAAGCCCCCGCCACAGACAGUGUCAGCUUAGACCAGUCUGUGAGGACAUUCAGGCUGUUUGAAGUUUUACGGAGUGGGGAUACGAAUGCUAUAACUAAGGCCAUCAAGGACUGUCAAGAAUCGGGCGGCCAGGAGGGUGCUUCUCUCGGCACGAGCAUCCUCCACUUGGCCAUCCAGUGUGCCGACCCUCAGGUCGUAGAAUUCGUGAUGGCAUCCGUUGAUGAUGCGGGAAUCAACGCCCGUGACCGCGAAGGAAACACCCCUCUACAUCUGGCCGCACAGUUAGGUCGGCUAUCUGUCGUCCGAGAGCUACUGGAACGCCCUGCUAUCAACGACGCAGCAACAAAUUUCCAGGGGCAGACGCCGCUCGACCUUGCCCGUAGCCCCGAUAUCUUUCAACACCUACAACUUGCUCGAUCUUUAUUUGUUGAAACCAAGACCAGGGAGAUACAGUCUCUGGUUGGACAAGAAGACUACGAUAAACUGGAGCGUGUCUUGGUCGAACCUCGAGUUCAGGGCAUGGUCGACGUAAACGGCCCCGAGCUCGUCACAGACCGUGCCACAUACCUAUCUGGUGGCACCCUGCUCCAUGAAGCUGUGCGAAAGAAGGACACAAAAUUAAUACAAGUUCUUCUCAUGCAUGGUGCUGACCCUUUCCGGAGAGAUAGGAAGGGAAAGCUUCCCCAGGAUAUCACCAAGGAUGACCGUAUACGCUCAUUCGUGAAGAAGUCACCCGCAGCAGUCAUGGCGCAACGUGGAAUACAGGAAAGGGCCAUCCUUGGGAGCAACUUCGCCCAGGGAUCUGGUGAGGUCUUUAUCGGAGGCAAAGACGCCAGAGAAAUCAAGGGCUACCUGAAGAAGUGGACGAAUUAUACGACCGGAUAUAAACUACGAUGGUUCGUUUUAGAAGAUGGCGUUCUGAGCUACUAUAAACACCAAGACGAUGCUGGCUCUGCUUGUCGUGGAGCCAUAAACAUGCGUAUUGCAAAACUAAAUAUGGAUGCGCAGGAUAAGACUCGUUUUGAGAUCCUAGGGAAAUCAUCAGUCAAAUACCAUCUCAAGGCAAACCAUGUCGUUGAGGCGAAGCGUUGGUUCUGGGCGCUGAAUAAUGCCAUCCAGUGGGCAAAGGAUGAGGCAAAAGAAAGCGACAAGCGACGAACCAAAGAUGUCGAAGUUCUUCGGCAGGCCAGGAUAGACCAGGUCGAGAGGCAAGACCACGACGCCAUGAGUUUGGCCAGUGGGAAAGUGAAUGACAAAACACUUGCACCUCCUCCAACGUCUUUGGGCAGCGCCGCUACUCCCAGCGGGUCAAGGUUGAGUCUACAGAUUUCUCGAGGAGGAACAGAUAACGGUUUCGGAGAUGAUGAGGCCUCAAUUACUGGGCUCAACGAUCCUAGCACUUCUCAAUCUAACAUGGCCGGAGUGAUCAGCCAUGUGACCACAAAUACUGCUGAGGUCGAUGGUGAGGAUGACUAUGCUGAUUACACAAGCAGCCGUGAGAUGCGACCUGCGUCGGACAAGGAUGCCUUUAGCAUUACAGCACAAUCAGUUCGACUGCAGUUAGAUAUUUUACACAGUGUUUCGGGAGCUAUAAAUGCUGAGAAAGCAAAGAAUCCAUCAGCAGCGUUAUCUGACCCUACCAUCGCUCAAGGUUUAACGACUUAUGAAAGAGCCGUCGACACACUGAACUCACUCAUCAUUGAUUUACUUAAAAUCACUAGAGAUAGAGACGCUUACUGGCAGUAUCGUUUAGACAGGGAGGCAGACGCAAGGAAGAUGUGGGAAGAAAGCAUGGCUCGAGUAGCCCAGGAACAUGAGGAAUUACAGAACAGAAUGGGCCAGAGUGAAGAUAAGCGACGCCGAACAAAGAAAGCUCUAAAGGAGGCUUUAGAAAACGUUUCAGUGCCAGCAAGCCGAAGGCUAAGCCAAGCUGCUCCCCCAUCACAAGUGUUAAUAUCGGAUGCCGUGGAAGUGGUCCAAAAAAUCGAAGCAGACAAAAAGGCCGAGCAAGCCGAAGCACCGUCUCCUGGGCUAGCACGAAAGAAGACUGUGCUGGAGGAAAUGGAUUUAUCGGAUAGCGAGUCAAACGACGAAGAUGAGUUUUUUGAUGCCAUAGAUGCUGGCGACGUUGAAGUCGUCGUUCCACCAAAGGAAGAAAAAAUAGAGGCAGGCGAAGCUAGUGCUCGGGCAAAGAAGGAAACAGAGAUUGUACCUUCAUUCAAAGGAUAUGAGGACUCUGUCAGGAAACGACUCAAAAUGGACGCGGAUGACCGUCCAAAAGUUUCCCUAUGGGGUAUCCUGAAAUCUAUGAUCGGAAAAGACAUGACUAAAAUGACACUCCCUGUAUCUUUUAAUGAGCCAACCUCGCUUCUACAACGUGUUGCUGAAGAUAUGGAAUACACCGAUCUUAUUGACACUGCUGCUGACCGUCCUGAUUCAAUGGAAAGAAUGGUUUAUGUGGCUGCUUUUGCUGCCAGCGAGUACGCAUCGACCAUUGGACGCGUUGCGAAACCAUUUAACCCUCUACUUGGUGAAACUUACGAGUAUGCUCGACCUGACAAAGGUUAUCGCUUCUUCGUCGAGCAGGUCAGCCAUCAUCCGCCAAUUGGCGCAGCCUACGCUGAGUCACCAAGAUGGGAUUAUUAUGGUGAAUCUGCGGUGAAAUCUAAGUUCUAUGGGAAAUCGUUUGAUAUCAACCCCUUGGGAACAUGGUUUUUGCGACUACGGCCCGCUUCCGGAGGAGAGGAGCUGUAUACCUGGAAGAAAGUCACAUCCUCCGUUAUCGGCAUUAUUACUGGUAACCCAACAGUCGAUAACUACGGCCCGAUGGUCAUAAAGAACUGGACCACGGGCGAAGAGUGUAGAUUGGACUUUAAGCCCAGAGGCUGGACUGUCGCUUCUGCUUAUCAUGUGUCCGGAAAGGUCCUGGAUCGGGAUGGUGUACCACACUGGAGCGUGGGAGGCAGAUGGAAUGAUAAGAUCUAUGCACGAAAACUCAGUGGAAGCUCCAUGUCAGCUUCAGAAAUUACUACAGACGGAAACUCUCCUCAUGCUAUGCUGAUCUGGCAGAGUAACCCCAGGCCAACCGGGAUACCCUUCAACUUGACGCCGUUUGUUGUUACUCUGAAUGCUAUCCCUGAUAAUCUUAAGCCUCACCUCCCUCCAACUGACACCAGAUUGCGGCCGGACCAGCGUGCCAUGGAAGAUGGCGAGUACGAUUUUGCUGCCACAGAAAAACAUCGAGUCGAAGAAAAACAGCGAGCAAAGAGGAGAGAACGGGAGGCAAAAGGCGAGGAGUAUAAACCAAAGUGGUUUACCAAGGGUGUUUGUGAGAUCACUGGUGAGGAGUACUGGGUACAUAAUGGGAACUAUUGGAAGUCUAGAGCUGCAGGAGACUGGGAGCGUUUGUGAAGAGAUUUUCU